Doryrhamphus excisus (bluestripe pipefish) is the source of this 677-nucleotide messenger RNA. It is a transcript of the gene enam, whose product is annotated as enamelin. NCBI's taxonomy places the organism in Eukaryota, Metazoa, Chordata, Actinopteri, Syngnathiformes, Syngnathidae. The record is from RefSeq and is a predicted model, not a curated record.
AUCCCUCUGGAAACACUUCAUCGUCUUUAUCUUCUCUGCAGCAGGAAGAAGUGAAAAUGGCGCAUGUCGUCCUCAUGAUGUGCCUGCUUGUGGCUUGCUCAGCGGCUCCUGCUCAGGAGAGUCAAAACAACGAGCAGAUUGCUGCACACGCCAAUGAGGCCCUGAGGUGGAUGGAGAUGUAUCGGUUGUACCAGCAGCAGGGGAUGGUUGCAAACCCUUUCCUUCCUGCUGCAGAAGCUCCUGCUGAACCUGCUGCUGCAGUGGUGACGGUGGAUGCUGCACCAGCUCAGCCAGCCACUGGCGCUCCUCCUCCUCCACCUCCUCCUCCACCUCAGGCUCCUGCACAGUCAGCUGGAGAAGCAUCAGAGGAAGAGAACGACGAGGCUGAAUCUGCUCCAAAAUUAGCUGCUCCUCUAAACUCUGAUGAAGAGGCUGAAGAAGCAGAGGAAGCAGAAGAGGAGGAGUCAGCCGCAGAGGCCGCCGCCAAUGCAUCUGUUCCUGUAGCUGCUGUCGACGUGCCGGCUGAGGUUGUGGAGGCUUCACCAAAUGGUGGCGACGUGGCAACUUUGAACGCUGCACCACCUGGCUCUGAAGUUGGAGAUGUUGCAGGAGGACAUGCUGCUGCUCCUGAGGCUGACGCUCCUGUCGCAGGAUCAGAGCCUUCAGUGCCAAAGUAA